Messenger RNA from Anastrepha obliqua, 1127 nucleotides. RefSeq names its product coiled-coil domain-containing protein 137. The transcript is spliced from 4 exons. The coding region runs from base 98 to 1027 and encodes 309 amino acids. NCBI's taxonomy places the organism in Eukaryota, Metazoa, Arthropoda, Insecta, Diptera, Tephritidae. The record is from RefSeq and is a predicted model, not a curated record.
AAGUGAAUGUUAGUUCCACUGCAAUGCAAGAAGAAGAAUCUAAACAAAUACAUGUGAUUUAAUAUUUUUUGAUAGACACCGAUAAAUUAUUAUUAAAAUGGCACGUAAAAGAAAAAUUCCUGCUCGUAAACAUCAUGGAGUUCGAGAUCCACUAAAACAAAUUGAAGUCAAGGAAAAAAAACUGAGAAAAAUUACAAACAAUCCUCCCGAACGCGAUAAUCAGCAAGUUUCCUUUAAAUUCGCACAAUUUAAGAAACUAAUUGAUGACACCAAAGCUGGAAAGAAAAUCAAACGAAUACACAAGGGUCAGGAAGAUAAGCCGAAAGAUAGAUCUAUAAAUAAAAUUGGUUACAUACAGCAGUUAAGAGAGGAAACUGAUGAAGAUUACCUAAAGCGGGUAAAUCGAAUAACUGCACAAUCUUUGCGUGAGGCUCAGUACGAAGCUAAAUAUGGGGUUAAUGUCAUUCGAAAUCCGAAAACCGGAGAAAUUUCAAUAAGCAAAAAACCGAAAAAUGAAAUUGAUGAACUACUUAAAGAAAAACAAAAGAAACGUGGUAAACGAAAAUCUGCUUCAAAUAAGGAACAGGACAAACCAGUAAAACCUCUGAACCCCGAAAUAGCUAGAGAAUUAAUUAAACAAGCUAUUAAAGAAGAUAAAGAAGAGAAAGUAAAAGCUAAAUCAGAGGUGGAAGAAUACAAGCAGGAUAUUGUUAGAUUCGGCGAAGUUGUACACGCCCCUCCAACGCUUUCAACAUUGCCACGUAGAGCUCAAAAGUCUGAGACCGUACCGAGACCUGGUAAAAAGUCCAAUUUGCUGCUUAAAUCGCUAUUAUCAGAUACUAAAACCAACAGCGAAAACACGCCCGAAAGAAAAGUUAAAGCCGUUACUGGCAAAGUGGAAAAGAAUACGCUUAGCGGUAAACGGAAGAAUCUUCCAAUGGCUACAAGAAAAAUGCUUGAAGACGAGCAAAGUAAAUUCAUUGAAAUUUACAGAGCCAUGAAGAAAACAAAAGUGAAGCUAUCCUGAUGUUCAUGCCUAUAACAUACAUACAUUGUAAUUUUUAUUUUAAAACUAAAAGGUAACAAAAAACGUUUCAAAUAAAAACUACCCUGUUCAUUAAGCUAAA